This is a messenger RNA of Dovyalis caffra, 1245 nucleotides long. The record is from the annotation of a GenBank genome assembly. Lineage: Eukaryota; Viridiplantae; Streptophyta; Magnoliopsida; Malpighiales; Salicaceae.
AUGUGGGCAGCUUCUUGCCUCGCGUCGUGCUGCGCUGCCUGUGCGUGUAAUGCAUGUACGACUGUAGUAUCUGGAAUUAGCAGGCGAUCCGCCAGGAUCGCCUACUGCGGUCUCUUUGCUUUGUCUUUAAUCGUUUCUUGGAUUCUCCGUGAAGUUGCGGCUCCUCUCAUGGAAAAAAUCCCUUGGAUUAAUCAUUUUCAUAAGACCCCGGAUAGGGAAUGGUUUGAGACGGAUGCGGUUUUGCGUGUUAGUUUGGGGAAUUGUCUGUUUUUUACUAUAUUGGCCAUUAUGAUGGUUGGUGUGAAAAAUCAGAAGGACCCGCGCGAUAGUUUGCACCACGGUGGAUGGAUGGCUAAAGUUGUCUGUUGGGUUCUAUUGGUGAUCUUCAUGUUUUUCCUUCCAAAUGAGAUUGUCAGCUUCUAUGAGUCAAUAUCCAAAUUUGGCUCAGGAUUGUUUCUUCUUGUUCAAGUUGUGCUUUUGUUGGAUUUUGUUCAUGGAUGGAAUGACAAAUGGGUUGGAUAUGAUGAACAGUUCUGGUACGUUGCUCUAUUUGUUGUGUCAUUUGUUUGUUACAUGGGAGCAUUUGCCUUCUCGGGACUUCUCUUUCAUUGGUUCACUCCAUCUGGACAGGACUGUGGAUUAAACACCUUCUUUAUCCUUAUGACCCUGAUUUUUGCAUUUGUUUUUGCUAUCGUUGCACUGCACCCUGCUGUAAAUGGCAGUAUUUUGCCCGCUUCAAUUAUAUCCUUGUACUGCAUGUACCUAUGUUAUAGUGGACUUGCCAGCGAACCGAGGGAAUAUGAGUGCAAUGGUCUUCACAGGCAUUCAAAAGCUGUUUCUACAGGCACUCUUACCAUUGGUCUGCUUACAACUGUUCUUUCUGUAGUCUACUCUGCUGUCCGUGCUGGGUCCUCUACAACCCUGCUCUCCCCUCCAAGUUCACCCCGUGCAGGUGCUGACAAACCUUUGCUUCCGUUGGACAACAAGCAAAGCGAGCAAGAAGAAAAGGAGAAGUCUAAGCCAGUCACAUAUUCUUAUUCUUUCUUCCACAUCAUCUUCUCUCUUGCGAGUAUGUACUCUGCAAUGCUUUUGACUGGAUGGUCAACCUCGGUUGGAGAGAGUGGAAAGUUGGUAGAUGUGGGGUGGCCCUCUGUAUGGGUUCGUAUUUUGACUGGGUGGGCAACUGCAGGUCUCUACAUCUGGUCUCUGGUCGCUCCUAUUCUGUUCCCAGACAGGGAGUUCUAA